UCUUGUAAAAACACAUCUAUAUAUUAAAGGAUUCUGGGAUUUUAAGUUCUAUAGCUACAGUACACCUGUGCCUGGACUGAUGAAAAGGUCCAUGCCAAAAUCUCCAUCUCAUACACUGCUUGCCUUUUGCUUCUGGUGCAUACGCCUCUUGUGUUUGGUGGAGAGAUGCAAAGUUCAAGCUGGAACUAAUUUUACAACAGACCCAGAUGAAGAGAGGGCUCUUAAUGCCAUUUUCCAAUAUUGGGGUCUUUCUGAUACUUCUGAUGACUGGAACAUAAGUGGAGACCCAUGUAGUGGGACUGCCGUUGAUCUAUCAAUUAGACUCAGCAACCCUGGGAUCAAAUGUGAUUGCCAAUCCAACGGUGGAGGCACCUGCCACAUAACCGUAAUGAGUGUGCGGGGGUACUCGGCAGAGAGACGGCGGGUAAUUCCUGAAGAGCUCCAGAACCUGACAUACCUUACAAAUUUGACUCUGUCAGAUGGUAGAAUGGAGGGCUCCCUGCCAUCAUUUAUCGGUAAAUUUAGGCACCUGCGCCACCUGGAUAUAAGCUACAGUAACUUCAAUGGUUCGCUCCCACAUGAGAUAGGGACUUUGCCAAGUCUGGAGCACUUGGAUAUAAAGAGAGCUGGCUUCAAGGGUUUGCUCCCACCCGAGCUGGGGAAUCUGUCAAGGCUGCAACAACUGGAUAUAAGCUUCAAUGGCUUCAACGGUUUGCUCCCACCUGAGCUGGGGAAUUUGUCAAGUUUGCAAGAACUAUACAUGAGGGGCAUCGGGCUAAGUGGUGAGAUUCCUUCAACAUUUGCUAAGUUGAGAAACAUAAAGAUCUGGUCGGCAUCUGGUAGCCAGUUGACAAAGAUACCUAAUUUCAUUGGGAAUUGGAAUCUUACCGAUUUGGAUGUGUCAAAUAAUUCCAUGACGGGUCCCUUGCCAGCAUUCAUCGCCAACAUGACGAGCAUGCUUUCCUUGGAUGUCUCAGAAAAUUACAUGACGGGUCCCUUGCCAGCAUCUAUUGGCGAUUUAACGAACUUGACCUACCUGGAUGUCUCAGAAAAUUACAUGACGGGUCCCUUGCCAGCAUUUAUCGGCAAUUUAACGAGCUUGACCUCUCUUUACGUUAGCAUGAAUGCCAUGUCAGGGAGCAUCCCCAAAGAGCUGGGAAACCUUCGGAAUCUAAUCACCUUGGAUAUAAGCUCAAACAACUUCAAUGAUUCGCUCCCACCUGAGCUGGGGAAUUUGACAAGUCUGCAAGAACUACGCAUUGAUAGCUGCGGGCUAAGCGGCCAGAUUCCUUCAACAUUUGCCCGCUUGAGAAACCUGAAUACCUUGUUGGCAUCUGAUAACAACUUCACAGGAAAAAUACCUGAUUUCAUUGGGAGUUGGGCUCUCACGGAUUUGAGUAUGCAAGGCAAUGCUUUCGAGGGUCCCUUACCAUCCAGUUUUUCUAAUUUGACGUCACUGAACUAUUUGAGGCUCAGUGAUGUGUCUAAUGGGAGCUCCUCGUUGAAUUUUAUUGAGAAUAUGACAUCUUUAUGCAUCUUAGUCCUAAGAAACAAUAUGCUUUUUGGUACUAUCCCGUCCACAAUUGGAAAACAUCAAUCAUUGAAGCAUAUGGAUUUGAGCUUCAACAAUUUAAGUGGCCCAAUUCCACCGUCGCUGUUCAAUAUAAGUUCACUUGUUAACUUGUUUCUUGGAAACAACAGCUUAUCCGGUACACUGCCGUUCCAAAAAAGCAAUACACUUCUUAAUAUAGAUUUAUCAUACAAUUAUUUAUCAGGAAGCUUUCCAUCUUGGGUUUCAGAAGAAGUCUUAAACUUGAACUUGGUAGCUAAUAAUUUCAUAUUCAAUGAUUUUAACAGCAGUGGUUUGCCCUUAAGCUUGAAUUGUCUUCAGCGAAGCUUUCCAUGCCAUCAGAAAUCUCCAAUCCAGUCUUCAUUCGCGAUAAGGUGUGGUGGACCCCCAAUGAAAACUAACGACACAGAGUAUGAGGGGGACAAUGAACCUCUGGGCCCAUCAACCUUUAAGGCCAGCACAGAUAAGUGGGCCGUCAGCAAUGUAGGAAUAUUUGCUUCAAGCAGCUACGGAGAUGAUUACAUGUUCGAAGGCAGCAACAGAAAAUAUAACAGGCACACUGAGGGUGUAUUUCCGAAUACAACAGACUUGGAGCUAUUCAAAUACGCAAGGAUAUCACCAGGAUCGCUGAGAUAUUAUGGUCUGGGGCUUGAAAACGGGAACUACACUGUAAAUAUGAAAUUCGCAGAAACAGAAUUUCCAGAUUCAAAAACUUGGAAGAGCGUUGGAAAGCGUGUUUUCGAUAUUUAUCUUCAGGGCAAUCUGGCAUGGAAAGACUUUGAUAUAAAAAAAGAAGCAGGUAUUGUCUUCAAAGGCAUUGAGAAGAAACAGUGGGUUAUGGUAAAUGAACAUAUUCUUGAAAUUCAUUUUCUUUGGGCUGGAAAGGGGACUUGCUGUAUACCUUUGCCGGGCACUUACGGACCUGCUAUCUCGGCCAUCCAUGUUACUCCUAAUUUCGACCCGACUGUCAGGACUCGACGAAAGAAGAACAAGACUGCUUUGGUUGUUGAAAUUUUGGCUUCUGUUGUUCUGAGCAUUGUAUCUGUUUCUGUAUUUUUGAUUUGGAAAAGGAGUAGAAGGUUGAGUGUUGAUGAAGCUGAAGAGUUUCUAGGAAUGGGUCCCAAACCAAACACUUUCAGUUACGGGGAACUGAAGACGGCCACCAAAGACUUCAGUCCGGCAAAUAAGCUGGGACAGGGAGGAUUUGGGCCCGUUUUUAAGGUUACAUUACUCGAUGGGCGGAUAGUGGCUGUAAAGCAACUCUCGGUAACAUCUCGCCAAGGAAAGAGUCAGUUUCUAGCAGAGAUUGCCGCUAUAUCUGCCGUCCAACAUCGAAACCUGGUGAAAUUGUACGGAUGCUGCAUCAAGGGAGCUAAUCGGCUCCUUGUUUAUGAGUAUCUAGAAAACAAGAGCCUGGAUCAAGCACUCAUCGGAGAGAGUAAAUUGCAUCUGGAUUGGCAUACACGCUUUGAGAUAUGCUUGGGGACAGCAAGAGGUCUUGCUUACCUUCACGAGGAAUCCAGGCCCCGCAUUGUUCAUAGGGAUGUCAAAGCCAGUAAUAUUCUGCUUGAUGCUAAUCUCAAUCCAAAGAUAUCAGAUUUUGGUUUGGCCAAGCUCUACGAUGACAAGAUGUCCCACAUCAGUACCCGUGUCGCAGGGACAAUCGGCUACAUCGCACCAGAGUACGCCAUGCGUGGGCAUCUGACGGAGAAGGCUGAUAUAUUUGGAUUCGGAGUCGUUGCUCUGGAGAUUGUAAGCGGAAGGCCAAACCCAUGUGAGAACGUGUAUCCAGAGAAUAUGUAUCUCGUCGAAUGGGCUUGGCAUCUCCAUGAAAACAACUGUGCAUUGGAACUGGUUGAUCCAACACUAUCCAACUUUGAUGCAGAAGAGGCAGCUCGGAUGAUCGGCAUUGGUCUUCUAUGUAUCCAGGCAUCACCAUCACUACGGCCGCCCAUGUCACGGGUGGUGGCCAUGCUGCAGGGAGACAUUGAAGUGAGCACCGUCACGUCAAAGCCAGGCUACUUAACUGAUUUGCCACCCAAUUUUACAAGCAGUUUCAUGAGUGACGGCACUUUGACAGCAUCGACUAGUGUAACUUCCAGCAGCCAAAAGUUAUCACCCGCGAAUGAAAGCAUCUCACCCUGUGAACCUUUGAGCUUAUGCGUUUCGAGGUUGACCGCAUCCGAUCUCUCCAUACAUGCAUAAAUAUAUGUGCAUGUAUAUAAGACAACAUAUUUAGACCCAGGCGGUUUGGUUGUUGGUAUUUGAUACAUGUUUUGCAUUUAUUUAAGUCACGUUUGGAUGAUAA
This is a messenger RNA of Magnolia sinica, 3878 nucleotides long. RefSeq names its product probable LRR receptor-like serine/threonine-protein kinase At1g56130. The transcript is spliced from 32 exons. Bases 80 to 3775 code for a protein of 1231 amino acids. Gene Ontology annotation, molecular function: protein binding; protein kinase activity; ATP binding. Gene Ontology annotation, biological process: protein phosphorylation. The record is from RefSeq and is a predicted model, not a curated record. Lineage: Eukaryota; Viridiplantae; Streptophyta; Magnoliopsida; Magnoliales; Magnoliaceae.